AUGGGUCGCUCGCCUGCUCCACCUCCACAAGUAACUGGUAUCGUUCCAAAACAGACGGACGGUCCAUCGAGCACCUACUUUUCCGGCGCCUCUUUUCAACUCCAUCCUAGCGAACCACCACCAGUCACUGAAAACAAAGAUCCUCGAUACCAGGACGGCGCUCAGCUUCUCAUCAACUUUGAAGAUCGCCUCAGGAUAGCCAUUGACCGUCGUCUGCCACUCUCAUCGAACUCACUCUCAAUGUCUCUCAACGAACGACUCCCUUGCAGCAUGCGGAAGCUCGCACAUGUCUGGACUGUGCACGUCCCCGCCGUCUCGGAAGCCACACUCGUCGCAAAAAUCUUCGACCCAGCGUAUUUCAGCGAUGAACACAGCGCAUAUACCGACCCUUUUGCUCUCCUCAACAUAUCCGUAUCACAAGAAGUCGAAGCCUACCGUCGUCUCCAAGACACCAACGUACCGCGCUUCCAUGGCCAUUACUUGAUGCCCAUACCUACACAAGGCGAUAGAACUGUGCACGUCCUGCUAAUGGAACACAUCGACGGCAAAGAUCUCCGAAUCCUCGUCCCCGUUCCCAAAGCCAAAGACGUCUGCGCCGCCCACAAACUAGCCAUCAUCAACAUGGCCCUCAACUUGAACCUGGACGCUUUCGUACGCGGUGUGUAUCCCCAGGACUUUCAGCCUAGGAACGUCAUCUUGCGGAGACCUCAACACUGCGUAGAGUUUUGCGACAAAGAUGACUGCCCGGUGCGCUCAGAGGUGGAUAUGGACGACGUUCGUGGAGUGUUGGUCGAUCUGGAAAAAGUCGGGCUGGGAGAUCCGAUGAAGAAACUCAGAAAUCUGGGUUAUAGGACAAAGGUCAUCAAUAAGCAGCGACGGAGGUAUCUCAAACGAUGGUUGGAGAAUGAGAUUCGGCACUGGGGGCAAUAAUCUGACUGUGAGUACCUCGCCGUCAUCCCUCGGUAUCAUCAACUGCCAUCCUACAUGCAACUUUUCCUACCUUGAACGCAAAUCCCGUCUAAUCAUCCGCGUCGACACAAAACCACCAACUCCACAGUCUUAGCUACCUCUCGCGGCGUCAGUUGAAUAGUCACCUGUGAAGGAUGCAGGACGCCAAGUGGAAGUAGCACUGGCAGUGUUGCAUUGGUCGGGAAGAGCGUAUGCACACUGCACUCGCAAGGGUUUCCCGCUCACGAUACUCUUUUUUGACCAGUGAUCUGAACGAUGCUCCGAAGGCUUUCUAACGUCCCGCAUGUUCAUUACUAGGAAAGUUUCUUUAAAUCAAUAAAAAAUAAAGUUUGAG
Desarmillaria tabescens is the source of this 1303-nucleotide messenger RNA. RefSeq lists its product as uncharacterized. The transcript has a single exon. The coding region runs from base 1 to 930 and encodes 309 amino acids. NCBI's taxonomy places the organism in Eukaryota, Fungi, Basidiomycota, Agaricomycetes, Agaricales, Physalacriaceae. The record is from RefSeq and is a predicted model, not a curated record.